Molecule: messenger RNA, 657 nt
Organism: Prorocentrum cordatum
Lineage: Eukaryota; Dinophyceae; Prorocentrales; Prorocentraceae
Source: the annotation of a GenBank genome assembly
AUGGGGGUGCUGCUGGUCGAUGGCGAGUUGAACGGCGCCGGGGACCAAGCCAAGUGGGACGACCCGGACAUCUCUAGGCUUUUGGUCAGCUUCGUCACGUACAACGAGAGGGCGCAGAUGUUCGGCCUGACGCAGGUCAACAUCGCCUUCUUCGAGUGGGGCUCCGUCUACAACAAGAUCAACUCGGAGGUGGUCUCCGUGCAGGGCUACCCGUCGUGGGGCGUCAUCGUCACCGAGACGCUCUUCGUGCUGGUGAUCAUGUGGAUGGCCUACGUGGAGGGCAAGGACAUGUGGCACGCCGCGAGGCUCGGCUGCGGCGAGUUCAAGGAUUACUGGCAGUUCUGGAACUGCGUGGACUGGAUCUGCAUCAUGCUCGGCAUCUCGCUGAUCACCAUGUGGACCGCGUGCUGGGCGGCGAUGCAGGCCGAAGGGAUGAGGGCGAUCCUGGACGAGGCGGUCACGGGGCCUCUCGGGGGCGAGGGCCUCGGGCUGGGCCUCGAGGGCUCUCGGAGGCUCCCGUGCAGCGACCUCCGUGCUGUACGGUCAUCUGCCACUCGUUGUGAGUGCCUGGUGCUCCGAACGGAGCUGCGAAGUAGAGGGUGCGAGCGCAAGAUGCCGUUUACCCCCAGGUUCACGAAUACGCUCAAAGACUCGUAG